Molecule: messenger RNA, 1074 nt
Organism: Coniophora puteana RWD-64-598 SS2
Lineage: Eukaryota; Fungi; Basidiomycota; Agaricomycetes; Boletales; Coniophoraceae
Product: kinase-like protein
Exons: 7
Coding region: 1-1074 (357 amino acids)
Biological process (GO): protein phosphorylation
Molecular function (GO): protein serine/threonine kinase activity; ATP binding
Source: RefSeq, a predicted model, not a curated record
AUGGGAUGCUGUUUCUCUGAGCCAAUCGAUUUUGAUGGUGAGGUUAACCUCUACCACUUCGACCUCCACAGAGCAGUUGGUAAAGGUGCCUUUGGGAAGGUCAGAGUCGUGGAGCACAAGAAACUUAAAAGGCUUUAUGCUCUCAAGUACAUCGACAAGGCCAAGUGCAUCAAGCAGAAGGCUAUUGCCAACAUCAUACAGGAACGACGGCUGCUCGAAGAGAUUGACCACCCAUUCAUUGUCAAUUUACGCUACGCAUUUCAAGAUGACGAGAACUGUUUCUUCGUGCUAGACUUGAUGCUCGGCGGAGACCUUCGCUUUCACCUGGAGCGAACAGGGGGAUUUAAAGAGAACUGCGUGCAAUUUUGGAUGGCUGAACUUUCAUCGGCACUAUCAUAUCUCCACAAGCAACGUAUCAUUCAUCGGGAUCUCAAACCCGACAACGUCCUACUUGACUCGGAUGGCCACGUGCACAUCACGGAUUUCAACGUUGCAAUCCACUACUCAGAGCGGCGGUUGCACACCAGCGUUGCUGGGAGCAUGGCCUACAUGGCACCCGAGGUUGUCGGCCGGAAAGGCUAUACCUGGUGCAUUGAUUGGUGGAGCUUGGGCGUCAUGGCUUACGAACUUCUCUAUCGACGGCGGCCGUUUGAUGGGCGCACUUCAGAGAAGAUGACCAACUCCAUCUUGAAAGAUCCUUUGAGGUUCCCUGACGACAACAAGAAAUGCAGUCCAGAAUGCGUCUCAUUCUUGCAAGGGCUCAUUGAAAGAAACGUGGUUAGCCGCCUGGGCUGCCGGUCUCUUAACUCGGGAUUUAGAGAAAUACAACAGCACCCAUGGAUGUCUUCUGUGGACUGGAGAACCUUGCAGGACAAGAAGACUUCCUCGCCCUACAUCCCAGACGCAAAGAAAGCCAACUUUGAUGUCUCACACGAACUUGACGAAUUUUUGAUGGUAGAGAAGCCCUUGCAACACACCAAGCGCAAGGCCAACGCAGACCUAGACAAGUUAAAACCUGAAAUGCGUCAGUUGGAGGAACAGUACGUCGACUCUUCCUGCCUUCGACACCCUUGA